AUGUCUAAAUCACCCUCCAAAUGCUCUCCUCCAUGGCUGGUCCUUGGUCUUGUAUCCAACCAUCUUGACCCUAAAACCCUAGCGAUGGCUUCUUGUGUCUGCAAGUCAUGGUCCGUUUCUAUGUCCUCAGACCACCUUUGGCAACGCAUUUGUUCCACCCAUUACCCUUCUCUAUCCAACCUCCGAGCAGCCAACCCCGCCGUGUCCUACCGCCGGAUAUACGCUCUCGGGUGCAUGUCGGUGAAGCGCAGGCUUCGGAAGGCCCCGAAACCCCGCCUUUCCCUCGACAACCUCGUGUUCGCCGUCGACGUACGCAACGCCGGCAAUACACCCAUUUUCGCUGUCUUGAAAUUUGGAGGCGAACUCGAUAUCGAUCCAAGCGGGGUUUUUCGGUUCCAUAUCGAUGUUAAAAAGGAGAGUUUGUUGGUGUUUGAUGGGUUAAGUAAUUUGAGGCUGUCAUGGAAUGUGGUGUUGAAAGGGUUUCAAGGGGCUUUUUCCAUGAUGGAUUGUGAAGGCAGAGGAACCUGUGUUCCAGGAACUGAAGGGUGGUUCUCCGAGGAGCUUCCGUCGCCGGGGUGUUGUUCUGGUGGUGGUGCUGCAAGUGGGUUGGUGGCGGAUUUAAGGUUGUGGUUACGUGCGACUGGGGAGAAGAUGGUGGUGGAGAAGGUAAGUGUUGGGGUGUUGAGUAUGGUCAGUUGGAGAUAUGUGCGUGUGGAUGAUGCUCUUAGGUAUUUGCAACAUUUUCUCUUACCAUGUGCUAUGGCGCCAAAGAAGACCUCUUCGCCUCCCUCACCAAUCCCAAUCGGAAAUUGCCAAGUCGUUGUCGAAGCGAAGAACUUCACAUAUCAAUCUGAACAAAACAGCCUCCAAAUUACUCUUUCCAAAACCACCAAAAUCAAAAUCUCAGUGGAGGAGAACAAGCAGAAAGUGGAGUGUACUGAUCUUCGGCAUUACGAGUUUGAGAAAAGUGGUGAUUGCUGUUUUGUGCUCGUUAGUCCCAAAGAUGAGGAUGAACAAACCAAGUCUCUGCUUAAGGAAAUAUUGAAAAUGUACAGGAAAGAACUACCCGCAAUGAAUUAUGCCGCGAAUACUGGAAAGGAAUCAAUGUUCCUUGAAAGAUGUGUAUCUAAUGGGAAGUACUGCACAUUACUUUUGAGAUCCAAAUCUGAGGAAGGUCCUGGGGAGGUCAUCUCAGCAAUUACUUAUCAAAUAAUCCCCGCUGAUACACAGAUUGCUGAGGUUCCUCUUGCUGCUGUUAGUUCAGUAUCCCAACACAAGGGAAUUGGCCACCUAUUGUACAUGGAAUUGAGAAGGAGAUUGCAGAGUGUUGGAGUUCGCACUAUAUUUUGUUGGGGAGAUAAGGAAUCUGAAGGAUUUUGGCUUAAACAGGGUUUUGUGUCAAUCGGUGAGGUAGACACCAAGGGCAGAGCUCGCAGGCUGCCUAUCAAGGCCGAUGUUCGCAGGGCAUUAUGCUUUCCUGGUGGAUCGACUCUCAUGGUUUCUCAUCUUAACAAGGAAACUUCAGCUUAUCCUGCAGAGCCUCUAAAUCUAUCUUUUCCAGUCAAGCCUAAUGAAAAGUAUUCGACAUCUGCUAACCUUCAAAAACAAGGGCUAGGGUGUGUAGCGGAGAGCCAUGAUCCCACUGCAGCGCACAUGACUGCCAUAUCUGAGAAUUCUCAAUCUGAAGAAUUGGCGAAAGGUUGCCAAGUACUGGUUCCUUUAGAGGGUUGCGGUUGCAGCAAUUGGGCUAACAACUUAGAAUUAAGCAUAGCUGGAGCUGAAGAUGACGUAAAGCAGUGUUCUUCUUCUGCACUUGGUACAAAGAAGAGGGUUUGGGAAGCCUCUUAUACUUCGUUGAAGUCGAAAAAAGUUAAGGGAUGUCAUCUGAUUGAUUGCCAAUUAGACAAGAGGAAUUCUCUUUCAGUGAGUGAUGGAAGAAAUGACUGUAGUUUUGAUGGAAGCUUCUUAGCCAGAAACAAAUCUUUGAUGGACAUUACUCCUAGAGAUCCCUUAUCGAUUACUUAUUUGGAAAAGAAUGCCGAAAAACAUAAAGCUGUUGAUAUCACGUCAGAAGAUCAUGCCAGGACGGAACUUCUGUUACACAAAGAUUACUAUAGAGUUAUGCUGAUGAAUAUUGCUGAUAAUGCUAAAAAAUCAAAUCUCACCAAGAUAAUUGAAGAUCUAGGUGGGGCUGUCACUUGUGAUGGAAGUCUAAGCACACAUGUAGUCACCGGGAAAGUCAGAAUUACUUUGAAUUUCUGCACUGCUCUCUGUUCUGGAGCUUGGAUAAUCUCACCCAAGUGGUUAAAAGAAAGCUUCCGGAAACGCAGAUUUGUGGCUGAAGCACCUUAUAUUUUGGAAGAUAAAGAAUAUGAGUUGAAGUACAGGACAGAACUAAAAGAUGUUAUUCGUAAAACAUUUUAUCAUCGUCAAGCACUGUUUAAAGGUUAUGACAUAUGUCUUGCUGCUCACGUCCACCCCCCAGUCAGUACUCUAUCAGCCAUUGCCAGGUCUGCUGGUGGAAAUGUUAUUUGUGGACUGGACAAAGUGCAUGAAACAUCGAAAACCAUCUUUGUGGCGUGUGAAGAGGACAUGGAGGAAGCACUCUCAGCUGUAAAGAAGGGAAUAUGGACUUUCAGUAGUGACUGGUUCAUGACCUGUGUCAUGAGACAAGAACUUGACCUGGAGGCUCCCCAGUUUGCAGAGUUUCUUUAA
Messenger RNA from Ilex paraguariensis (yerba mate), 2715 nucleotides. The record is from the annotation of a GenBank genome assembly. Lineage: Eukaryota; Viridiplantae; Streptophyta; Magnoliopsida; Aquifoliales; Aquifoliaceae.